Molecule: messenger RNA, 2304 nt
Organism: Pistacia vera
Lineage: Eukaryota; Viridiplantae; Streptophyta; Magnoliopsida; Sapindales; Anacardiaceae
Product: exocyst complex component EXO84A
Exons: 7
Coding region: 1-2304 (767 amino acids)
Biological process (GO): Golgi to plasma membrane transport; exocytosis; intracellular protein localization
Cellular component (GO): exocyst
Source: RefSeq, a predicted model, not a curated record
AUGGCAUCUGGAUCGAGAGGGUCAUAUAGUAUAGGAGACUCAGCUGAACUGGAAGGCAACCUAACCCUUAACGAUCGCUUAAAGGCUUUCAAAAGCUCUAACUUUGAUCCUGAUGCAUACGUUACCUCCAAAUGCCAGCACAUGAACGAGAAGGAAAUAAGGCACUUGUGUUCUUACCUUGUUGAAUUGAAGAAGGCCUCAGCUGAGGAAAUGCGUAAAAGCGUUUAUGCUAAUUAUUCUGCUUUCAUACGCACAUCUAAGGAGAUUACAAUUCUAGAGGGUCAGCUCCUUUCCAUAAGAAAUCUUUUAUCAACACAGUCAGCUCUAAUUCAAGGCCUAGCUGAAGGUGUUCGAAUUGAUUCUCUAUCUGCUGCUUUCGGAGAUGCAAUGGAUGAGGACACAAUUAGCUCUGAGAACGAAGGACUUUCAAAAAUGGAUAAGUGGUUAGUAGAUUUUUUAGACACUCUUGAAGUUUUAUUGGCUGAAAGGAGAGUAGAUGAAGCUCUGACUGCGCUAGAAGAAGGACAAUCUAUAGUAAAAGAAGCUAAAAACAGGCACACAAUGAGCAGAUCCGCACUUUAUUCUUUACAAACUGCAAUCUCGGAGCAAAGGCAAAAACUUGCUGAUCAACUUGCAGAGGCUACUUGCCAACCUUCAACUCGGGGUGUUGAGCUCCGUUCUGCUGUUUCAGCUCUUAAAAAGCUUGGUGAUAGUCCACGAGCCCAUACAUUGCUACUUAAUUCUCACCAUCUGAAGUUGCAGCGCUCCAUACAAAUUGUUCGCUCGUCAAGUACUUUAUGUGGAGGAGCAUUAACUGCUAGCCUUUCACAGCUUGUGUUCUCAACCAUUGGACAAGCAGCAAGAGAUUCAUUGGCGGUUUUUGGGGAGGAGCCUGCAUAUUCAUCCGAACUUGUCACCUGGGCCGUGAAAGAGACGGAGGGUUUUGCUCAUCUCCUCCAGAAACACUUUCUAGCCUCAUCAGCAGCUGCAGGGGUUUUGAGAGUUGUCACUGAAAGCAUUCAGAUAUGCUUGGGGCACUGUUCUUUAUUAGAAGAUGGUGGACUGGCUCUAUCUCCUGUCUUGUUGAGACUUUUUAGGCCCUAUGUUGAACAGGCAUUAGGUGGUUUCUUAAGAAAAAUUGAACAAAGCAGUGCAGCGCUAGCCGCUUCAGAUGACUGGUCGCUCACUCAUUCACCACCUGGUGUAAGACAUUCAUCUUCAACUGCGUCUCUCAGUGGUGCAGUUAUCUCACAGCCUAAGCUUUCAAUCAGUGCUCAUAGAUUCAAUUUAUUGGUUCAGGAAUUACUCGAGGACAUUGCGCCCCUUGAAAACCUACAGCUAUAUGGUCCGGCAUUAGACGGUGUUUUACAAGUAUUCAGCUCUUAUGUCGAUCUGUUGAUAAAUGCACUGCCAGGUUCAACGGAGAAUGAAGAGAACUUAGAAGGUUCUUUUCAUAAAAUUGUAAGCAUGGCAGAGACUGACGCCCAACAAAUAGCUUUGCUUGCUAAUGCAUCACUUUUAUCAGAGGAGCUGCUACCCCGUGCUGGAAUGAAGCUUUUACCAUUCAGCCAGUCUAAUAGAGUGGAUAAUAUGACUCCAAGAAAAGCUUCAGAUAGGCAGAACCGUUUCCCAGAGCAAAGGGAAUGGAAGAGGAGGCUACAACGCUUGGUUGAUGGGUUGCGAGAUAGCUUCUGUAGACAUCAUGCCCUUGAACUCAUCUUCACGGAAGACGGUGAAAUCCGUCUUAAUCCCCAAAUUUACAUUAGUUUGGAUGAGCUCAUGGAAGAACCUGAAUGGUUUCCAUCUCCAAUUUUUCAGGAACUAUUUGCCAAAUUGAGUCGGAUGGCAAGCAUUGCAACUGAUAUGUUUAUUGGUAGAGAAAGGUUUGCAACUAUUCUUUUAAUGAGACUGACCGAAACAGUGGUUCUGUUUCUUUCUGAUGAUCAAAACUUCUGGGUUGAGAUAGAGGAGGGGCCAAAGUCUUUGGGUCCUUAUGGACUACAACAGUUUUAUCUGGAUAUGCAGUUUGUGAUGCUUUUUGCAUCCCAAGGACGUUAUUUAUCACGCCACUUACAGCAAGUUAUUAAAACCAUCAUAGCUAGAGCCAUUGAUGCUGUAGCUGCUAAUGGAUUAGAUCCCUACAGUGUAUUGCCAGAGGAUGACUGGUUUGUUGAAGUUGCUGAAAUAGCAAUAAAGAUGAUAUCAGGGAAAGCCGAAUAUGGAAAUGGAGAACGGGAUGUUACCAGCCCCAUUGUUGGUACCUCUUCCAUGUCAUCACUCUUAAACCAUGGAAGUAAUGGAUAA